Metarhizium album ARSEF 1941 is the source of this 1035-nucleotide messenger RNA. Its product is annotated as prephenate dehydrogenase. NCBI's taxonomy places the organism in Eukaryota, Fungi, Ascomycota, Sordariomycetes, Hypocreales, Clavicipitaceae. Gene Ontology annotation, molecular function: NAD+ binding; prephenate dehydrogenase (NAD+) activity; prephenate dehydrogenase (NADP+) activity. Gene Ontology annotation, biological process: L-tyrosine biosynthetic process. The transcript has a single exon. The record is from RefSeq and is a predicted model, not a curated record. The coding region runs from base 1 to 1035 and encodes 344 amino acids.
AUGGGCGCCAUCGUCGGCGGCCAAACGUCUUGCAAAUGUCCUGAAAUAAAAGCGUUAGAGGAAUACUUGCCGCCAGAUGUCGAUAUUAUAUCAUGCCAUUCACUUCACGGUCCCGGAGUUGAUACCCAUAAUCAACCACUAGUCCUCAUCCAACACCGUGCGCCAGAUGCGGCUUUGCGGAAGGUGGAAUCUGUAUUCAGCUGCCUGCGAUCCAAGUAUGUUUACCUGACAGCGAAAGAACACGAUCGUAUUACUGCCGAUACCCAGGCCGUUACCCAUGCUGCGUUUUUGUCCAUGGGCAAAGCCUGGCACGCAAACAGUCAAUUUCCGUGGGAGUUGAAUCGCUAUGUAGGAGGCAUUGAGAACGUCAAGAUCAACACGAUGCUGCGCAUUUACGGCCAGAAAUGGCACGUGUACGCUGGCCUUGCCAUCUUAAAUCCUGAAGCCAGGAAACAAGUGGCUCAGUACGCUGAGAGCGUAACGGCCUUGUACAAGCUCAUGUUGAAGGGCGACCUGGAGGGACUUCGGAACAGAGUCUACGAUGCAAGGGAUAAGGUAUUCGGACAAGCUUCGAACUGGGAUACUGAUCCAUUGAUCGAACCUUCAAUAUUGUCUUCGUUUUCUCUUGGGAAGCCAACAGACGCACCGGCAAGGCCAAACAAUCACCUCAGCCUCCUGGCCAUGGUUGACUGUUGGGCCGCGCUGGACAUUGUGCCAUACGAUCAUAUGAUUUGCAGCACGCCUCUGUUCCGACUUCGACUUGGCGUGACGGAACACUUGUUUCGCAGUCAGACACUGUUGGAUGAAACGUUACGAACAGCCGUGGAAGACAAGACGUAUCGAAGCGACGAUCUUGAAUUUACAUUUGCAGCUCGUGGUUGGGCCGAGUGUGUCUCCCUGGGUCACUUUGAGACGUGGGAAAAGCGGUUCGUCGACACACAAGAGUUCUUCCGGCCACGUUUUGCGGAUGCCAAGGUCGUAGGGGAUCGGAUGAUGAAGAGGGUUCUUGAGAACUACAGCGAGGAAGGGAAAUGA